This is a messenger RNA of Penicillium subrubescens, 768 nucleotides long. RefSeq lists its product as uncharacterized. NCBI's taxonomy places the organism in Eukaryota, Fungi, Ascomycota, Eurotiomycetes, Eurotiales, Aspergillaceae. The transcript has a single exon. Bases 1 to 768 code for a protein of 255 amino acids. The record is from RefSeq and is a predicted model, not a curated record.
AUGGCAACUCAAACGCUACUGCACUACCUUUCUGUCGGUCUCCCAAGAAUCCCGACCCAAGGAACUACUUCUAGUCCAAACACUACUAAUCCCCAGUACGAUGCGGGCGAUAUUGCUCAGAUCGAGCCGUGGCCUGAGUUCAGCUAUCCUUCCGUCAUUGCCCGAUACGGACAGCUAUUACAUUCGAAAUUGAUCCGCGCGGAGCCUUUCACAUCUCCACCAGCCCCGAUAAAAGAUGAACCCACUUUUCAUCUUCGCUUCGCUGAUCUUGUUAUGAGCCGGGUUAGGCGGGCCCUUCGAGCUGGUUUCCAAGAGCUUGCCCCCGAGCUACGAGCCCGACAGCUCUCCGCAAUCACAAUAGACGGAGGGGGAUCUGCAAGGAUCAUUGAUCAGUUCCGACCAGAUGUCGCGUUUAUUGUAGUCGACGCUAGCCUCUCCACUGGUGUCAAUCGUGCCCCUGGGGAUUUGAAGGUUUCGUGGAAAUGGGAAUCAUCAAUGCAGUUUUCGCAGAACUUGGCAGACCGGCGAGAAUAUAAGCAAGUUUUGGCACAAGUGAACUUUUAUAUGGACCAGCACAAUGCUCGGCACGGGUUUAUUCUAACCAAUUCUGAGCUUGUUGCCGUCAAACGACUGGAUAGAGACGGCCACCUGGCCGUCGCUAGGCCUGUCUUAUGGACAAGCGGCGGGACUGGACAGCUUUCAGUAUUACUAGGACUAUGGUACCUUGGAAUGCUAGCCGCCGAAGAUAAUCACUGGGCUCUGAGUUAG